Messenger RNA from Populus trichocarpa (black cottonwood), 1136 nucleotides. RefSeq lists its product as uncharacterized. Gene Ontology annotation, molecular function: oxidoreductase activity. The coding region runs from base 65 to 937 and encodes 290 amino acids. The transcript is spliced from 3 exons. The record is from RefSeq and is a predicted model, not a curated record. NCBI's taxonomy places the organism in Eukaryota, Viridiplantae, Streptophyta, Magnoliopsida, Malpighiales, Salicaceae.
CCCUGCAUCUCAACCUCUCAGUUAAAGAUCAAGACUCCCACUAACCAAAUACUAAGAAAAAAAAAUGUCAACCAAAGGAGCAACCCAGUUGGAGCCAUGGUGUGAUUUAAGGAACAAAGUGGUUCUAGUAACUGGUGCAUCAUCUGGUUUAGGCAAGGACUUUUGUCUUGACUUGGCUAAAGCUGGUUGCAGGAUUUUAGCAGCAGCUCGUCGUGUAGAUCGUUUAAAGUCUUUAUGUGAUGAAAUCAAUCAGAUGAGUUUGUCUUUCCCUACUUCCUCCUCAACAGCUGAGGUGGAUAUUCAGCCGCGAGCGGUGGCGGUGGAGUUGGAUGUUUCUGCUGAUGGAAACACUAUUGAUAAGUGUGUACAGAAAGCUUGGGAUGCUUUUGGUGGGAUUGAUGCCUUGGUUAAUAAUGCUGGUGUUAGAGGAACUGUAAGGGAUCCAUUGGAAUUGUCUGAGGAGGAAUGGAAUCAUGUUAUAAGAACGAACACGACAGGAACUUGGCUGGUUUCGAAGGCUGUUUGUAUACGAAUGCGUGAUUCGAAACGAGGAGGAUCAGUGAUUAAUAUAGCUUCUAUUGCUGGUCUUAAUCGUGGACAAUUGCCUGGAGGCAUUCACUACGUUGCUUCAAAGACAGGCGUGAACGCCAUUUCAAAGGUCAUGGCUAUGGAAUUGGGAGCAUACAAAAUCAGAGUGAACUCAAUAUCACCCGGACUUUUCAAAUCGGAGAUCACACAGGGCCUUAUGCAGAAGGACUGGCUCAGUAAUGUUGCUCUGAAAACAGUCCCUUUGAGAACAUUUGGCACAGCAGAUCCAGCAUUAACAUCACUUGCUCGCUACCUAAUCCACGAUUCUUCAGAAUAUGUGACAGGCAACAAUUUCAUCGUCGAUGCUGGGGCAACCCUACCAGGAGUCCCUCUAUUCUCUUCCCUUUGAAACUGAAUGUACCCCCAUUAUUUACUAGUUUGAGCUUUCAGAUGCCUGCUGCACGGUGUUUGUCAGUGGAGAAUCUUUUCAUUGCGUUUGCUCAAGUGCUUCCAUGUGAUUUUUUUCUUUUCCGAAGAUGAAUUUUCAUUCUUUGAUGCUUUCUUUUGUAAGGUGAGGUAAUAAUGAAGUUUUUUGGUGGCUUUUUGGA